Nicotiana tabacum (common tobacco) is the source of this 1641-nucleotide messenger RNA. Its product is annotated as thiamine phosphate phosphatase-like protein. The record is from RefSeq and is a predicted model, not a curated record. Lineage: Eukaryota; Viridiplantae; Streptophyta; Magnoliopsida; Solanales; Solanaceae. Gene Ontology annotation, molecular function: phosphatase activity.
AGAACUUAAGAGGAACAAUUUCAAUUUACCAACAAAGAAAAAGAUAUGAAUUGUCCGAACUUAGAUAAUCAGAACUAAAAAGAAAGUUGGAACAUAUUUGUGUUAAUAAAGAAGUUCCUAGAAUAACAAAUGUGCAUGGCUAAUGGCUAUUCACUCUUUUUAAGCCAGCUAGAUGUCUAUGAAUUUUGUUUUGAGAACUUCCGGGUUGGCACGGAAUCCAAUUGCCAGAUCUGGGCUAACCACAAACUUUAUGGGCCAUCCAAUCGGCCCGAUUUAUAGAGUCCGCGUUGCUGCUGCUUCAGAACAACUCUGUGGUUCCCGGCAGCUUACAACCGCUUGUUUGAUCGCCGGGAAAUCACUGAACAUGGCGGGGGCAAAGACCGUGAUCAUAUUCGAUUUUGAUCGGACCCUGAUUGAUGAUGACAGCGAUAGAUGGGUCGUGGAGAAUAUGGGUCUGACCUAUUUGUUCAACCAGCUCCGUCCAACUUUACCUUGGAAUGCUCUCAUGGAUAGGAUGAUGGAGGAGCUACAUUCUCAAGGUAAAACAGUUGAACAGAUAGCUGAAUGUUUGAAGCACGUUCCGUUGCAUCCUCAGACAAUUUCAGCAAUAGAAUCAGCUCACGCUCUUGGAUGUGACUUAAAAGUACUUAGCGAUGCCAAUCAGUUUUACAUCGAGACUAUAUUGAAACAUCACGGAUUAUACAGAUGUUUCUCGGAGAUCAUUACAAACCCAACUAUGGUAGAUGCAGAAGGUAGACUGAGGAUCUUCCCUUACCAUGAGUUGGCUUCAUUUCAUGGUUGUAAUCUAUGCCCUCCCAACUUGUGCAAGGGUCUUGUUAUUGAGCAGAUCCAAGCUUCCAUGUCUGAUAAAAGGAAAUCAAGAUUCAUAUAUCUUGGAGACGGGAGAGGUGAUUACUGCCCAACCUUGAAGCUUGAUAGAGGAGACCAUGUGAUGCCAAGGAAGGGCUUUCCGUUGUGGGAUCGCUUGCUAAGUAAUCCAAGUCUUUUGAAAGCAGAUUGUCAUGAAUGGAGCAAUGGGGAAGAACUAGCAAGCAUCCUACUUCAGCUUGUUGAAAAAGUCUGCGAGGAAUAGAACAUAGAAAUUCUUGAUAAACAGUCUAUUGAAACUGUCAAGAUUUUUCUCCACCCUCUCUCUCUCACAACGCCAGUUCUCACACCCAGAAGAUUGAAACAGAAUCCGCCAUGGAAGAAAUCGAAUAAGCACCAAAAAGUUCUUCGCUAUUUCCCGUUUUCCCCCAAUCUCAAAUAGUUGCACCGCCCAAACCUCCCAUUCCUCCCUUCUUUGAGAUAUUCCAUUUUGUCUUUUUCUUUCUUUCUUUCGUUUUAUUCUUUUCCCCAACUUUUCUUUCUGUCAAGGCUUUGAUAGCCGCGAUUUUCUAUGUCAAGAGUCAAGAUCAAGAUGAAGAUUUAGUGGUUGAAGAGUCUGUUUAGAAAUCAAUGUCAUAUGUUUCGUAUCAAUGUCGAAAUCUGACAUAGGGUAAAUUGGGGCUGACAAUGGAGGUUCGAAAUCUGUUGCCGACGAGAUGACAUUAGGGUUAUUCUUGAACAAAGACGACGAAGUUUGGGGCUGAGCAACUUGGAGAGUCUGCUACCUUUUUUUUCGUGGUAUUUCAAUGUAUC